CGGGGCUGGAGCGACGGCGGCCGCGGCGGCGGCGACGGGGGAGGGAGGGCCCCACGGACAGACGGACGCACGAACGGACAGAGCGAAGAAGGGAAGGAGAGACUUGGCUCGCGAGGAGGAGCGGUGCGAGCGGCGGCCGCUGGGCGCUUCCCCGCGCUGCUGGGUGCUCUGCGCCUCCGCGGCCCCCGGCUCCCGGCGGCGGCUUCCUAGCGCGCGCGGGGCGCGGGGUGCGGGGCCCGGGGCUUGCUUCGCUGAAGGGGUUGCUGAGCUAACUUCCAAGCUGGUGUGCGGGGUGGCGGAGCAGUGGCCGCCCAGGAGCUGGAGUCACCAUGGCGGCCGGAGUCGCAGCCUGGCUGCCCUUCGCGCGGGCUGCGGCCAUCGGGUGGAUGCCGGUGGCCAACUGCCCCAUGCCCCUCGCCCCGGCCGACAAGAACAAGCGGCAGGAUGAACUGAUCGUCCUCAACGUGAGCGGGCGGAGGUUCCAGACGUGGCGGACCACGCUGGAGCGCUACCCGGACACACUGCUGGGCAGCACGGAGAAGGAGUUCUUCUUCAACGAGGACACCAAGGAGUACUUCUUCGACCGGGACCCGGAAGUGUUCCGCUGCGUGCUCAACUUCUACCGCACCGGCAAACUGCACUACCCGCGCUACGAGUGCAUCUCCGCCUACGACGACGAGCUGGCUUUCUACGGCAUUCUGCCCGAGAUCAUCGGCGACUGCUGCUACGAGGAGUACAAGGACCGCAAGAGGGAGAACGCCGAGCGGCUCAUGGACGACAACGACUCGGAGAACAACCAGGAGUCCAUGCCCUCGCUCAGCUUCCGCCAGACCAUGUGGCGGGCCUUCGAGAACCCGCACACCAGCACGCUGGCCUUGGUCUUCUACUACGUGACUGGCUUCUUCAUCGCCGUCUCGGUCAUCACCAACGUGGUGGAGACCGUGCCGUGCGGCACCGCGCCCGGGAGCAAGGAGCUGCCGUGUGGCGAGCGCUACUCCGUGGCCUUCUUCUGCCUGGACACAGCGUGCGUCAUGAUCUUCACGGUGGAGUACCUGCUCCGGCUUUUCGCGGCGCCCAGCCGCUACCGCUUCAUCCGCAGCGUGAUGAGUAUCAUCGACGUCGUGGCCAUCAUGCCCUAUUACAUCGGCCUGGUCAUGACCAACAACGAGGACGUGUCGGGCGCCUUCGUCACGCUCCGGGUCUUCCGCGUCUUCAGGAUCUUCAAGUUCUCGCGGCACUCCCAGGGCCUGCGGAUCCUGGGCUACACCCUGAAGAGCUGUGCCUCGGAGCUCGGCUUCCUCCUCUUCUCCCUCACCAUGGCCAUCAUCAUCUUUGCCACUGUGAUGUUUUACGCCGAGAAGGGCUCCUCCGCCAGCAAGUUCACAAGCAUCCCCGCCUCCUUUUGGUACACCAUCGUCACCAUGACCACGCUGGGAUAUGGAGACAUGGUGCCCAAGACGAUCGCAGGAAAGAUCUUCGGUUCCAUCUGCUCACUGAGUGGUGUCCUCGUCAUUGCCCUGCCGGUCCCUGUGAUCGUUUCCAACUUCAGCCGGAUUUACCACCAGAAUCAGAGAGCAGAUAAACGCAGGGCACAGAAGAAGGCCCGCCUUGCCAGGAUCCGUGUGGCCAAAACUGGCAGCUCCAACGCCUACCUGCACAGCAAGCGUAAUGGACUUCUCAACGAAGCGCUGGAGCUGAUGGGCACCCCAGAAGAGGAGCACAUGGGCAAGACAACCUCACUCAUCGAGAGCCAGCACCAUCACCUGCUGCACUGCCUGGAAAAAACCACUGGGUUGUCCUAUCUUGUGGAUGAUCCCCUGUUAUCUGUACGAACCUCCACCAUCAAGAACCACGAGUUCAUAGAUGAGCAGAUGUUUGAGCAGAACUGCAUGGAGAGUUCAAUGCAGAACUACCCGUCCACACGGAGUCCUUCGUUAUCCAGCCACCCAGGCCUCACGACCACCUGCUGCUCCCGUCGUAGUAAGAAAACCACACACCUGCCCAAUUCCAACUUGCCGGCCACCCGCCUGCGCAGCAUGCAAGAGCUCAGCACGAUCCACAUCCAGGGCAGUGAGCAGCCCUCCCUCACUACCAGUCGUUCCAGCCUUAAUUUGAAAGCAGAUGACGGACUGAGACCAAACUGCAAAACAUCCCAGAUCACCACAGCCAUCAUCAGCAUCCCCACUCCCCCAGCACUAACCCCAGAAGGUGAAAGUCGGCCACCCCCUGCCAGCCCGGGCCCCAACACGAACAUUCCUUCCAUAGCCAGCAAUGUUGUCAAGGUCUCUGCCUUGUAAAACCACUGGACAGAGGGCCAGUGCAGGUAGUGGGAGUGAAGGGGGCUGGCAUGUUGGUGGGUGGCCACUGGGACCACUCCCUCCCCCUUCCCCACUAUUCCUGCCCACACCGUUGCACCCCUAGCGCUGAAACUUGUGCCUGGAAGAGAAGGAGGCAGCGAAGGGGCACGUGAGGUUCACUGCUGCUGGCGUGGACGCAGCCCUGAGCCACUGCAUCUCGCUGGGGCCAGAGGAAGGGAGAACGGGUGGGGGUAGGGGUGGGAUGUGGGGGUACAGGCUGGGAGCCAGGACAGGGCCCGGAGGGGGGGAGCCUCAGACCAAAUAACAGAUGAUUCUGGAGACCCCAGUGAGGAAAAUACACGACCAAGAGCAGCACAGAGGCCGAGUUGUCACAUGCAAAACAGGAAGAAAAUAUAACACUGUGUAUUUAAGCACCUUUUUCAAGGCUCUUAAUGGAUAAUAUUUAUUCAUGGGAAAAGGUGGAAAACAAAAACACCAACGGAGUUUUGUGAAAUGUUUUUCUCCAUGGACCCAAUACCUUUGAACCAAAACAAUGCAUUUUGUGAGGGUUAUUGUUUUUGUUUUUUUCUCUCUCUCCUUUUAUAGCAAAAGCUUUUAGGCUAAGAGGUCAGUUACUGCUGAGUUCUCUCUUCGUUCCCCCAGGUAGAUGAGGUCAAAUGAGUCUGGGCCCCACUGCCCAGCUGACCUGCACAGAGCUGCCAAGUGGCCACACAGCAACACUCACCCUCUGUCUGUCCCCGUCUGCUUUGUCUCUGUGCCUCUCUGCUUCCCACCCUGGGUGUUUUUCUCUGUGUCUAGCCAUCUGUCUCGACGUGGACCCCGGUGAUCCUGAGACAUGUUAAAGAAGGCCUUCUCCACUGCCAAGAACCUACAGACUCAUGCCCGGGAGUUCUAUUUAUGCGAACGCAGUGGUGGAAGAGAACAGAACAGAGCAAAAAUGGGCAUUUAGGGAUGAGGGACAUCUAUCUUAAAGAGCAGAGCGCUUCCCUUGUGGUUGGAACCACUGGUGUUUGAAGUUUGCAUUUCUGGGGAAGAAAGGGAAUGACCAGAUUUAUCACAUUGGGAUCUUGAAAAAGGAAACAGCCAGCACUGGAGAGGCACAGGAAAUUUCGGCGUGUGCCAGUGGAGAGAGAACAGAAGAACCCAGGGCUCCCAGCGGCAGCCGGCCCCUGUGGCACCUUGCUUUGCACGCUUCUUUCAGGACCCACCAUAAAGCCCAUCCAGAGCUCUGCCAAAAGGCUUCAUGAGCAGUUAACCGCCGAGAAGGCAGUGAUAUGGGGACCAAGCUCUGACUUAUCUCAUACCUGAGGCAACUCCCACAGAGGCUGCAGAAAGUUAAGCCUGUGUGCCUCAUGAAGGAUUCUCCAGAGUGAAAGCAAGUAAGAGAACAUAGAUGAUACUUACCAGGUCUGAAUGAUGCCUUGGGGUCUAAAGAGUCUUUAGGCCAGCUGUCCCGGAAGAUAACUGAAAUGGGGGAGAAGCCUGAUCACCUCUCUGGAAGUGAGGAAGUAAUUAUUUCCAGAGAACCCAGACACAUUUCUGUGCAAGUGGUUGGUAGCCAUGUGGGGCUAGGAACACUAUUUCUGGAAUCCAGUCAGUUUUCACUGCUUUUAGUAGAGCAGGUGGGCCUUGGGGUUAGUGACAAAGCCCUUACCACCCUUCCCAAACCCUAGCUAGCCUAUUACAGUCUCUCUAGCCUGGAUUCUGAGAUACAGGAGUUCCUCAAGAACUCUUUAUCCAUUCAGCAACUUAGUGAUUAGCUGUUUAAUCAUGGGCCAAGAAUUUUUCUGCUCACCAGAGGCAUCCAGAUGAGUUUCACUAGCCCGGAACCUAAAAAUUACCUUCACUGGCUUCCCUAUGACCCCAGCUCUAUUGACCCUGCAGAAGGAGAAAGUCAAAGGGCUGUGAGGUGGCACCUAGCCAGAAGGUGAGCAGAAGGGCAGAGGAGAGGGAGCCUUCUACUUCACACUGUCCUCACUGGUCACUGACUGGGUCCUUUCUCUGGGUCUGACCUCAAGGAUUUCCCCCUAACCUGAGAAUGGGGGUGGUUCUGGCCCUCUGAGCUCAUGGCAGAAGUAGGCAGAAAGGCUUUACAACUACAGAGGAAUUCGUGUGUAUACACAAACACACAACAACCUAAACACGCUCGGGAAUAAGUUCUUCAACCCAUUCGUGUCAUACAUAUGUCUCAUUAGGGAAGGCAGAGGACUGGGCUGGACUCUAUUUAAAUGGAAAGCCAAGGACUAGAAAAGGAACUUUUCUCUUGAAAGAAUGGAUAAUGGAGCAAAGUUAGGAAGGUCUAAAGUUUCUAAGUAUGUAUCAUGAGAACUGAAUGGGGUAAAGGAUAAAGAGGUAAAUAGGAGCAUGGUUACAUAUACAUACAAAUGAACUGUGUUUAAGAACAGAUCAUCACAGGGUUAGAAUAAUGACUGCUCCAACCUGGGACCUGUUUGGUAGUGUACUGAGAGAGCGUUUAGUGGUUCCCAUAAAAAUCAAUGAAGAAAUUUUAAAAAUCAUGUCCCAAAUAAUUUCCUGUUGUUUUUUGACCCUAAUGAACUAAAUGUUUUGUAUUCCUUAGACUUCAUUUUCAAAUCUCACAUUAUACCACGUCCUAAACGACCACUGCGGCUUCCCUGGUGGCUCAGACGGUAAGGCAUCUGCCUGCAAUGUGGGAGACCCGGGUUCAAUCCCUGGGUCAGGAAGAUCCCCUGGAGAAGGAAACGGCAACCCACUCCAGUACUCUUGUCUGGAAAAUUCCAUGGACGGAGGAGCCUGGUAGGCUACAGUCCAUGGGGUCACAAAGAUGUGGACACGACUGAGCAACUUCACUUCACAGCUGAUAAAAAGCUUGGGUUGUCUCGGUGGGGUGGAUUUGCUCCUGGAAGGAUUUCACCUGGAUUUCAAAUGACCAUUAGACUAACCCUUUCAGCUCCAUCCUUCAGUGUAGCCUUAGCCAAAGAUGAGAAAUCCACUUCACUCAAGAAAAUGGCUUGUCUACACAACGGAAUACAGCCAGAAGGGCCAAUACCGCUAAAGGGUAUUUGUAAGUAAACACAAAGGCCAAACGUGCCACAUCACUUUAACGUCUAACUCAAUGGCCAGUGACAGAAGAAAUGGGAUAUUAUCAGGGUUUCCAGGGGACAGUGGCUUUCUGGGGAAAUGCCUUGAGCUUUCAUAGUUCUUUCAUGAACCACUUCAGCAAAAUAGAAGAUUCACAAAACUACCCAUUCAAUCCUACUCAACAUUAGGGAGGGUUAAAAACAAACCAAUAGGCUACAUUCAAAUGAAUGGAAACUUAGAAAACACGGAAUUAAGAGUAUAUCAAACUAGAAGAGAUUAGAGACUAUCUAUCUAAGUCAUUUUACAGUAUAGGCUGAUGCCCAGACAAAUUAAGUGACCUGCUCAAGGUCAUGAGGUCAUUUAAUGACAGGGCUGGGAUCAGAACCCAAAUCCCUUGAAUACUAGUCUAAUGCUUUUUCCAUUACACACAUUGCCUCUCAGCAACAGUGCUCAGAGAAGACUCAUCAGAGAUUACUUGCUAUAACUAGAGACAUAGUCAUGUGCAAUGCCAGUUAUUACUUGGACACAACCCCUUUGAAACCACCUGACUGUACCAGUAUAAACCAUACCUUGGAAACCACCAUCCACUAGAUAGAAUCAGCUAAGGACUAUCAAUUCUGUCAAAAGCAGGUGAGUAACUGUACAGUCAGAUUUUUUCAGUCCAAUGCUGUCUUUCCAAAGCCCUUAAUGAAGAGAGGGCUAGGACGUUUUAAAGCAUACUUUAUGUAGUCUUUAAUCCUUUCCACAACCUCUGGUGGUAGUACGUCAAGAACUAAAUCUUUAAUUCACAGAGGGGAAAACAGAAAGAAGCUGAGGGACAUUCAAAUUCACAAGGCAAGUUAGUGGCAGAACUAAGACUGCAAUCCAGAACUUAGACAUCUUGCCCUGGGAUUUUCCCCUUGACAUUAUGUUGUAUUACUCUGAGGCUUGCUUAUAUGUUUAAUACUUGGAUUUUCAGAACCAUCCUGAGCCAGGUCCUCCAGAAGCACACACUGCACUAUUCCUCCUUCAUCCCCUCUUUUCAUUACCAGUGUCAAGCUCAAGACUAAUUGCAUAGAAUCCUGUUCAAAAGAAUAGAUAUUCUCAGUGAUAGCUGAACAUGUGAGUCUACAAUCAUACAGGAGGAUAAAAAGUCAGCAAGUAGAAAAGUGAAAGAAAGAAAAAUAAAAAAUUUGAACAGAAAUUAAAAUGGCCAGUUAAUGCUGAUUCACAAUUAACAAGCAUCAAUUUAUGGAUAUGCUUGAGGACUUGACCCAAUUUUCAAACAAUGAUUCCUGCAGUUCAGGAUCAUGUCACUUUUUAGAAUGGAUCUAAACCUAGAUGUUUAGUCCAUUAAUGAAUUCUAGUGAUCCAGGCUCCCUCACUUCAAUUACCAGAGAACUACAAGGCAUAAACAUUGCCUGUUAAUCUAAGGCAAUAUUAGUUUCCCUUCUCAUCUAGUUGGCAUGGUAACCAUAACAGGAACCCAAAAGACUACUUUCCCUUUCUGAUUCCCUUAUGAAAUCUUUGCAAAGCUUUAAAAUGAGUGAAGGAAAAGUGUUACGACCUGUCACCCUUGGAGCCCAAACAGCAUCAUGAUGAGCAUCAUUAGAACUAAGAGAAAGUGGAUCAGAAAAAGAAACAGCUUUAAAGGGGUUCCUUUUGAGUCUUGUUUUCAAUUCAGAAUGUUCUAUGUUUUUCUCAUCAAGUGUGGGAAUGAAUUUCUCUUAGCAGGUUUCUCAGCUACACUGGAUGAUGUCACACUAACCAGUGUAGGGCACUGACCCAAGUCCUGGGGGGCUCCUUGGACCAAUAGACUAUUUUACAAACCUGGGUGGUGGGAGGGAUGGUAUAUUUUUGAUAAUCAGACAUUCCAAUGUAAUGUUUUCCUUAGAGGUCACCCUCCCCCAUUAAUGUUAUCGUGAAAAUCAUGUGUGUUCUUUUCUAUUUUCAUAUAAUAAAUGGGCUUUGCUUACCAACAUCACAAUGGCAAAGAAGAAAUACUGUACAAAACUGCAGAAAGAUAAACAUGUGAAAUCUUUCUAUGGAAACAAACAAAAAAACCAACUCUUGAGUUUCCUGUUGUCUUCUUUUGAAACUGUAGUGCAUAUGUUAAAAUGUAUGUCAUUUACAGUAUUGAGUCAUGCGCCACUGCUGUACCCGAUGUAUCCAAUCUGGAUUAAACAAUGUGCCACAAAUUGA
Capra hircus (goat) is the source of this 7559-nucleotide messenger RNA. It is a transcript of the gene KCND3, whose product is annotated as potassium voltage-gated channel subfamily D member 3. Gene Ontology annotation, biological process: protein homooligomerization; potassium ion export across plasma membrane. Gene Ontology annotation, cellular component: membrane; voltage-gated potassium channel complex; neuronal cell body. The record is from RefSeq and is a predicted model, not a curated record. Gene Ontology annotation, molecular function: A-type (transient outward) potassium channel activity; protein binding. Bases 330 to 2297 code for a protein of 655 amino acids. NCBI's taxonomy places the organism in Eukaryota, Metazoa, Chordata, Mammalia, Artiodactyla, Bovidae. The transcript has 8 exons.